Vigna radiata var. radiata (mung bean) is the source of this 1028-nucleotide messenger RNA. Its product is annotated as bZIP transcription factor 27-like. The transcript is spliced from 3 exons. Gene Ontology annotation, molecular function: DNA-binding transcription factor activity. Gene Ontology annotation, biological process: positive regulation of DNA-templated transcription. Lineage: Eukaryota; Viridiplantae; Streptophyta; Magnoliopsida; Fabales; Fabaceae. Bases 139 to 726 code for a protein of 195 amino acids. Gene Ontology annotation, cellular component: nucleus. The record is from RefSeq and is a predicted model, not a curated record.
AGUGUAACCAACAACAGGCCAACUUAAAGACUGUUUCUUUUUCAUGUUUAAUUUCACACCGCUGAAACAAGUGUUCCAAAUUUGUCACCUUUCCCUACCUCUCCAUUCCAAAUCCAACCCCACUUCAUCUUCCACAAAAUGCUGUCAUCUUCAUCAAUAAACACAACCACCACCACCUGCAACAGGAACAACCUGAACCACCAAACCCCGACAACCAACAACACUACCAACAACAAAGCCAUGGAAGAUGUAUGGGACGGCAUCAACCUCACUUCCUUAAGCGGCCACAACUCCGACACUACCCCCACUUCCAAAGGUGCAAAUUUUCAAGACUUUCUAGCUCGACCCUUUAACAGCUUCACUGUGGACACAUCUCCGGUGACUGCUCUCACCUUGAGCACGUGCUCUGAGUACCCUCCCCGGCAAAAGGACCUGCAAUUGGUGCAUAAUGCUUCAAAGACCGAACCUUUUGCCCACCCAUUUUCAAAUAAAAGAGCCCCACCUUCAAGGGACAUGCGCGACGCACGACUCAUGAAGAAUCGCGAAUCUGCUGCUCGAUCCAGAGCCAGAAAGCAGGCUUACUUGUUUGAGUUGAAGCAAAAAAUCAAGCAGUUGCGAGAAGAGAAUGCAAGACUCAGAAAACAGCAGCAACUGCAGUUGGGUGAAAGCGCAACGAAUGAGUGGAAGAAGGGCAAUCUAUAUCGAACAUAUACAGCUCCAUUUUAAGAAGCAUUUUACUAUUAGAGUGAUCCUUUUACCCAGAGGCACGUUCCACUGAGACAGAAAUGUACCCUUUAAAGUAUGACAGCAUUAUGUGGCCCUAGCUUGGUAGUUGUAGAUAUUGAGAAGCUCCAUCUUCCAUAAAUGACUAUCUCAAUAGUUACUCCACAUGUGCCUAAAUAUUUGACCAUUAUUGGUUGAUAGUGUGGGUGACAUACUUCAUAUCUUUAUUUCAAAAGUUCAAUUAUCUGCACAUGUUGUUGUACUCUCUGCUUGUGGACUUUAGACCUUCCUAACAAACAUCAGGA